Molecule: messenger RNA, 4530 nt
Organism: Manis pentadactyla (Chinese pangolin)
Lineage: Eukaryota; Metazoa; Chordata; Mammalia; Pholidota; Manidae
Gene: NOD2
Product: nucleotide binding oligomerization domain containing 2
Biological process (GO): regulation of apoptotic process
Molecular function (GO): protein binding
Source: RefSeq, a predicted model, not a curated record
GGGGUCACGCCGGGCCCGUCCUGCCGGCCGCAGGGGCGCUCUCUGCUCCGCGGGCGGCGGGCACCGUGGGGACCGGAGGGACGUGGCCGGCAGGGCCGUGGGGCUGGGCAAGGGGGCGGGGGGGCCCGGCGGCGGAGGCCGGGGCGGCGGGGCGGGGCGAGCGGCGGCGCAGCACCCGCGAGGGCCCAGCGGAUCCGGAGCCGGGAGUGGCGGCCCGACCGCGCGGAGAGGGCCGGCGCCGGCGGCCCGCGAGCCCUGUCUCCGUCAGUUGGGUGUGUGUGGCUCAGCUUCUGUCAGCUGCCCAGACUCGGUGUGUUUGGGAAGAGCGCCUGCUUACUCACAGCUUGUCCCCUCGUGGGUGAGCACGUCUGUGGCUGUGUCUAAUCCCCCAGUGAGGUUGGCAAAUGUGCACACAGGAGGUUUUCCAGGUGCAGAGAAGCCAGCUAAUGGGGCUGCUGGUCUUGGGGUUCCUGGAGGGCUUUGAGAGGGUCCUGGACUGGCUGCUUUUCUGGGAAGUCCUCUCCUGGGAAGACUUUGAGGUCCUCAGCCUCCGAGGCCAGCGCCUCUCCCACUUGGGCAGGUGCCACCUGGAAUUGCAGAAUAAAGGUGUUUGGGGCUGCAUAGCUGUUGUGGCUGUCCAGGAGGCCCACAGCCAGUGCCUCCAGCUGCCUGGCUGCUACAACUCCCGCUCACCCCACCCAGCCCAUGACCUGCAAAAUCACCUGCCAGCCAUCGCCAGGAGACUCCACAGGCACGUGGAGGGCGUGUUGGACCUGGCCUAGGAGCAGGGCUUCUUCAGCCUGUAUGAGUGUAAUGAAAUCAUGCUGCCCAUCUUUAUGUCAUCCCACAGGGUAAGAAACCUCCUUGAUCUUGCCACAGUGAAGGCAAAUGCGUUGGCUGCCUUUCUUCUACAACAUGUUCAGGAGCUACCAGUCCCUUCGGCCCUGCCUUUUGAAGAUGCCACACGUAGGAGAUACAUGUCCCAGCUGAGGACCACAGUAUCUGCUCAGCCUUGCUUCCUGAGCACCUAUGAUGGGACAGAGAAUCUUUGCUUGGAGGAAAUAUAUACAGGGAAUGUUUUGGAGAUCCAGACACAGGCAGGCAUGGCUGGACCCAUGCAGAAAAGCCCUGCUACCCUAGGUCUGGAGGAGCUCUUCAGCAUCCAUGGCCAUUGCAGUGAAGAUGCAGAUGCCGUGCUGGUGGCGGGUGAGGCAGGCAGCAGCAAGAGCACAUUUCAGCAGCUGCACCUGCCGUGGGCUGCAGGGCAGGCUUUCCAGGAAGUCCUCUUCAUCUUCGCAUUCAGCUGCUGGCAGCUGCAGUGUAUGGCAACUGCUUCUGUGCAGACACUGCUCUUUGAACAUUGCUAUUGGCUUGACCUUGGCCAACAGGAUGUCUCCCAGGUCCUCCUUGACCACCCUGACUGCCUCCUCUUAACCUUUGAUGGCUUUGAUGAGUUCAGGUUCAGGUUCACCGAUCAUGAGCGUCACUGCUCUCCGACUGACCUCACGUCUGUCCAUUUGCUCUUCAACCUUCUGCAGGGUAACCUGCUCACAAAUGCCUGCAAAGUGUUGACCAGCUGUCUAGGCACAGUGACAGUGUUCCUCAGGAAGUACGUGCACAGCCUCAAGGGUUUCUUGGAAGAGGGCAUUGAACUGUACCUGAGAAAGUGCCGUCGUGAGUCUGGGGUGGCUGACUUGCUUAUUCGCCUGCUCAAAGCGACCUCAGCCAUGCAUGGUUUGUGCCACCUUCCUGUCUUCACACAGAUGGUAUCCAAAUGCCACCAGGAACUGUUGCUGUGUGGUGGGCGGUCCUUGAGGACCACCACAGAUAUGUACCUGCUGAUCCCACAGUAUUUUCUACUGCAUGCGUCCCCACCAGACUCAGCCCCCUGUGGUCUGGAGCCCAGUCUGCUUGGAGGCACUCCCACCCUCCUGCACCUUGGCCGGCUGGCUCUCUGGGGCCUGGGCAUGUGCUGCUAUGUGUUCUCGGUCAGGCAGCUCCAGGCAGCACAUGUUGACAGUGAGGACAUUGCUCUUGGCUUCCUGGUGCAUGCCUGAAGCACUAUGCCUGGCACUGCUGCUCCCUUAGAAUGGCUACAUAUGACUUCCCAGUUUUUUGCAGUGUUCUACCUCAUGCUCAGUGCUGGCCUGCAGCCGUCCUCCUUUAGACACCUCUGCAGUUGUCGCAGGCCAGGCAGCUUGCCGCUGGCCACACUGUGCAUGCAGGGCUCAGAGGGCAAGGAGGGCAGCAUGACAUCCUUGCUGCAGGAGGCUGAGCCACACAACCUCCAGAUCACAGCAGCCUUCCUGGCAGGACUUUUGUCCCAGGAGCACCGGGGCUUGCUGUCUGAGUUCCAGGCUUCUGGGAAGGCCCUGCUCCGGUGCCAGGCCUGUGCGCAGUGGUGUCUGGCCAGUCUUCACAAACACUUCUACUCCAUCCCACCAGCUGUGCCAGGGGAGGCCAAGAGCAUGCAUGCCAUGCCCAGGUUCAAGCUCAUCUGGAGCCUCUGUGAGAUGCACGAGGAGCAGCUGGCACAGGAGACUGUGCGUGGGCUGAAGGUUGGGCACCUCAAGCUGACAUUUUGCAGCAUGGGCCCAGCCAAGUAUGCUGCCCUAGCCUUCAUGCUGUGGCACCUCCGGUGGCCUGGGGCCCUGCAGGUGGACUCUGUGGGUAACACUGGCAUGGAGCAGCUGCUGCCUUGCCUCAGGGUCUGCAAGGCUCUUUAAUGAAGGGACCAGCAGAUAGCUAACUGAGGCAUCUGCAAGCUCAUUGAACAUGCCUGUCACUGUGAGCAGCUGCAGAAGUUGGUUCUGUUCAACAACAAACUAUCCCAUGGCUGUGCACCCUCUGUGGCCAGGCUCCUUGCAUGCUAGUGGAGCUUCCUGGCACUGAGACUGGGGAAUAACCACAUCACGGCGGCAGGAGCCCAGGUGCUGGCCUAGGGUCUCAGAGCCAACACCUCCCUGCAGUUCCUAGGGUUUCUGGGGAAUUGAGGUGGUGGCAAGGGGACCCAGGCCUUGUCUGAAGCCUUGGGUGGUCUCCAGAGCUUGACGUGGCUCAGCCUGGUGGGGGACGACGUAGGCAGUGUGGGUGCUGAAGCCUUAGCACUGAUGUUGGAAAAGAAUGUGGCACUGGAAAAACUUUGUCUGGAGGAGAACCAUUUCCAGGAUGAAGGUGUGUGUUCUCUUGCCAAAGGACUCAAGAGAAAUUCAAGCUUAAAAGUCCUGAAGCUGUCCAACAACUGCAUCACCUACCUUGGUGCAGAAGCCCUCCUGCAAGUCCAUGAGAGAAAUGACAGCAUCCUGGAAGUCUGGCUCAGAGGAAACACUCUCUAUCCAGAGGAAAUUGAGAAGCUCAGCCAUAGGGACACCAGACUCUUGCUUUGAUGUCUCUAGGCCAGCAUUCAUCUCAGUCUGUUUGUGAAAAGGCCAGGAGUUUGGAUCUCAGAAGAUGGAUUACAUUUGGCAGCAGCCCAUCCAGAUGGAGCCCUGUCCUGCCCAGGGUGAGCACAGUAGGUCACCUUUGUUCUGGCAGAGGAAGGAGCAUCAGUGCCCUUUGGGGCCCAGAUUCGGAAAGCCUGCUUUUGCCAUCAAGUUCUUUGCACAAUUCAAUCUGUGGAACGUAGAAGAGGGGCUGUCCCCCUCUGCAUGAUGGGACCAGCGUCCAGGUGAUCUGAUGUGGGUCAGGGGGCCAGCAAUGUUACUGAGUGUCUUGGGUGUAGAGACUUGGGCCCAUGUGAAGGACCCCAUCCACCCUGCUCACAAAGGGGAGGGGCAUUCAGGAAGCCCUGUCAUGUUUCACUCAUGGGUCAUUCCUCCAGGCUGUUCCCCACAUCCAGUUCCUCCUCAUCCUGGAUCCUGCAGGACCCUGCACACGGUGCUCCUUUGUGGUUGAGGAUUUAGAAUACUGGUGUUUUCAGCUUUGCUAUUUCCCUGAUAACUACCCCCUGCUCCCUAUCCUCACCCAACGUUUACCCCCCAACAUGCAGAGUGCAAAGGGCUACUUUACCCUGCUCUCCUUUGUGAUACUUAAGACUAUUGAAAGGGGACACAUGACAGCCAUUUGUUUCCCAAAACAGUCUAGAUUUUGAAGAUUUUUUCACAACUGGUAUCACACGUGGACUUUUAUUUCCAGUGAAAUCAACUACUCUUCAGUUAAGCCUUUGGAAACAACCACCCAUUUCAAAUGCAGCUUUUAAAAAUGGAUCUGGGCCAGCAUUUCUAACAGCCCCACUGGGUCUUUGGCUGAUGCCUGUGAACUGAACUCUUUGACAGCAGACUUCCAAAAUAUAUUCAUAAAAGAUGAUUCAGUGUUGUUUGUGCUAGAAUGCUUUAGGAUAUAAAAUUAUGGAUCAAAAGUUUACAGGGGCAAAAUCAAAGCCUUUCCUUAAAAGGCCAAUGUUUUUCUGGGUUUUUCAAAAUGAUGCAUAUUGAAGCCUUUGUAAACUGUCACGUACUGUGCAAGUGUUAUUAUUUAAAACAUUAUUAUUUGUGAAAAUUGGGGAAUAUUUAUAAACCACUUUGUGUUAUU